Messenger RNA from Cicer arietinum (chickpea), 3296 nucleotides. Its product is annotated as pentatricopeptide repeat-containing protein At1g74600, chloroplastic. Gene Ontology annotation, molecular function: protein binding; RNA binding. Gene Ontology annotation, biological process: RNA modification. The record is from RefSeq and is a predicted model, not a curated record. NCBI's taxonomy places the organism in Eukaryota, Viridiplantae, Streptophyta, Magnoliopsida, Fabales, Fabaceae.
AAUCAUGAAUUUGUUUACUCUGCUACUCUGGCUUCAUCUUACCGAUUUCUAUUUAUUUUUACAACCUAUAAACUCAAUUCAAUGUUUUAUGUCACUAACCACAACGCUUGAACAUUAAUCAUAGCUUCCAUGAAAAACUAUUUCACCCAUUGUUUUUGGCUUUAAAACGUUUCAACUUGCAUGAAUAAUAAUGUACAUUAUCAUAUAUCAAUCAUCACACUCAACAUGACUCUCACAUUGUUUCCACUUCGUUUAUUCCUUCUAAAGUCACUAAUCAAUACAAAAAGUCUACAACUUGCAUUCAGAUUCACCUCUUCCCUCGUUUAUCUUCCAAACCCACACGUUUCACCCAUUAAACAUGAAGAAAAAUACACCUUUUUCAACCCUUUUGUGAUAUUGCGUGAUUACAAGUUUUCAGGGAAGCUCAACGCUAGGAACACAAAAAUCUUGCAUGCCCAUUUGCUUAAAACUCAUGAUUUACAAUGUGAUAUCUUCUCCGUGAACUCUUUGAUUGAUUUCUAUUGUAAAUCUGCUGACAUGGUUGUUGCUCACAAGCUGUUUGAUACAAUUGCUGUUCCAAAUAUUGUUUCUUGGAAUGUUAUGAUAUCUGGUUACGAUCAUAAUUCGAUGUUUUUGAAGUCGUUGGAGAUGUUUUGUAGGAUGCAUUUGUUUGGUUUUGAGCCUGAUGAGUUUAGUUAUGGGAGUGUUCUUUCGGCUUGUGUAGCUCUGCAGGCUCCAUUGUUUGGUAUGCAAGUUUUUUCACUUGUUGUGAAAAAUGGUUUUCUUUCAAAUGGUUAUGUUCAGACUCGAAUGGUGGAUAUGUUUUGCAAAAACUGCAACUUUAGGGAGGCUUUAAGAUUUUUUAAUGAUGCUGCUUCAUGUGAUAAUGUGGCAAGUUGGAAUGCAAUUAUUUCUUUGGCAGUUAAAAAUGGUGAAAACCAGGUUGCUUUGAAGUUGUUUCGUCAAAUGUGUCGUGCGUCUUGGAUGCCGAAUAGUUACACCUUUCCAACCAUCUUAACAGCGUGUUGUGCACUUAAAGAGAUGCAGAUAGGGAAAGGAGUUCACGGGCGGGCAAUCAAAUGUGGUGCAAUGGAUGUCUUUGUGGAGACCGCUAUCGUUGAUUUGUAUGCAAAAUUUGGAUGUAUGAGCGAAGCUUAUAGACAAUUCUCUCGAAUGCAAGUCCGUAAUGUGGUUUCUUGGACUGCUAUAAUUUCUGGGUUUCUGCAAGAGGAUAAUAGUAUUUUUGCAUUAAAUCUUUUCAAAGAAAUGAGACAAAUAGGGAUGGAGAUAAAUACCUAUACUGUUACUAGUGUACUUUCUGCAUGUGCUAAACCUGGGAUGAUUGAGGAGGCGGAACAAGUUCAUUCCUUGGUAUUAAAAUUAGGGUUGAUAUUGGAUGUUAAGGUCAGGGCUACUUUAAUCAACAUGUAUGCAAAAAUAGGAGAAGUUGGACUAUCCGAGUUAGUCUUCACCGAGACAAAUAAUACGAAGGAUUGUGGCAUUUGGGCAUCCAUGCUGUCUUCUUGUGCUCAGAACCAAAAUUCUGGAAGGGCAAUUGAGUUAUUCACUAUAAUGUUAGGAGAAGGAGUGAAACCUGAUGAGUAUUGUAUUUGUAGUUUGUUAAGUAUUAUGAACUGCUUAAAUCUAGGGUCACAGGUGCAUGGUUACAUUUUGAAAUCUGGUUUAGUCGCUGACGCUUCUGUAGGCUGUUCGCUUUUUACAAUGUACUCAAAAUGCGGUUGUUUAGAGGAAUCUUAUGAAGUUUUUCGGCUAGUUCUUGUCAAGGAUAAUGUCUCAUGGGCCUCCAUGAUUUCUGGUUUUGCAGAGCAUGGAUAUCCAGAUCGAGCUCUUCGACUAUUUAAAGAAAUGCUAUAUCAAGAAAUUGUACCUGAUCGCAUUACAUUAAUCUCGACUCUAACUGCGUGUGCUGAUCUUGGUUUCUUGCAGAGAGGUAGAGAAAUUCAUGGGUAUGCUUUUUGUUUAGGACUAGGAACCAACACAGUUGUUGGUGGUGCACUUGUAAACAUGUAUUCUAAGUGUGGAAGCUUGAGUUUGGCAAGUAAGGUGUUUGAUAUGCUUCUCUAUAAGGAUGCAUUUGCUUGCUCUUCCUUGGUCUCGGCGUAUGCUCAAAAGGGUUUAAUCGAAGAGUCGUUUUCGCUAUUCCAUGAUAUGCUCCUAAAUGAUGUAACAGUUGAUGCUUUCACAAUUUCAUCCAUUCUUGGAACUGCUUCACUUUUGUGUCGAUCAGACAUUGGAACUCAAUUGCACGCCUACGUUGAAAAGGUGGGGUUACAAGCCAAUGUAUCGGUUGGAAGUUCACUGGUGACAAUGUACUCAAAAUGUGGAAGUAUUGAAGAUUGCCGUAAAGCGUUUGAUGAUGUUGAGAUGCCUGACCUUAUAGGUUGGACAUCCAUCAUAGUGAGCUAUGCUCAACAUGGUAAAGGUGCAGAGGCUUUAUCUGCAUAUGAACUUAUGAAAAGUGAAGGAAUCCAACCUGAUGCAGUAACUUUUGUUGGGAUUUUAUCGGCUUGUAGCCGUAGUGGCCUCGUUGAAGAAGCCUUCUUCUAUCUUAAUUCAAUGCUUGAAGACUACAACAUCACGCCGAGUCAUCGUCAUUACGCUUGUAUUGUUGAUCUUCUCAGUCGAUCGGGUAGACUAAGAGAAGCCGAAAGUUUCAUUAACAACAUGCCUGUCGAACCCGAUGCUUUAAUAUGGGGAACUUUGCUUGCUGCUUGUAAGGUCCAUGGCGAUUUUGAGCUCGGGAAGUUAGCGGCAAAAAAAGUAAUGGAAUUGGAACCAAGUGAUGUUGGUGCUUAUGUGUCUUUUUCAAACAUUUGUGCAGAUGGAGGACAGUGGGAAGAAGUCACAAAAAUUAGAAGUUCUUUGAACAAAACUGGGAUGAAGAAAGAACCUGGAUGGAGCCUCGUGUGAAAAGCAAGGUUGUCCUGAUUCACGACUCUUCAUAUCGGAUAAUUUGAUCUCUUGGAUUCCUUACAUGAACAUAUGGAAACAGAAUAGUGAGCUGACAUCUGAACACUAGAUUAUUUAAAAUUUGUUGAUGGAACUUGUAGAAUCAACUCAAUUCCAUUCCAUCUAAUAAUGACUCAAUUUUUCUCCCCACAAUUUUGGAGUAUAGGGUGGGAAUGGGACUAGCUUGUUUAUUAAUCUCCCAUCCAUCAUGUAAUAUCCAAACAAUGUAUGCUAAUUUUACUUGUGUCUUGUCUCAACCAAACAUAUGUCAUGUGUAUCCUUAACAUUGAAUUAUGCCAAUGAUCUGAAUAUACAAUUCAUGAUUA